ACGAUUUGUGAUAUUAUGUUUAUUAUUUUUAUUAUUAAAUCAUCUUUACUAUUAUUUUUAAUAUAUAUAAUAUACGAAACAUAUUGGAAGCGAAGAUUCUUACCACCAGGGCCACUGCCGUGGCCUAUUGCUGGUAAUGUGCCUUCCAUGUUGUUUUACGAUAGUUUGGAAGAAAUGUUCUUAAUUUGGAAACAAAAAUACGGUAAUGUUAUAACAGUAUGGAUUGGGCCGAUACCUUUCAUAAUGGUUUGUGAGAUAAAAACCAUGAAAAAAUAUUUCGUGCAAAACGCCGAAAUAUUUAGCAAUCGAUGGCGGAACCAUAUUACUGAUACAUUUAUGAAUGGUGCAAAUGGCAUAGUCCAAGUAGAUGGUGACAAAUGGCGAGAACAGCGACGAUUUGCACUAAGCGUCCUACGAGACUACGGCGUUGGUCGAGCCUUUAUCGAAGAGAAAAUACAAGGAGAAAUUGAUUCGUUCAUUAAUUUUUUGAAAAGGAAAUCCGACCAAGAUGUGGAUAUUUGCCAAAACGCAGGCGUAUCUGUUGCAAAUAUUAUUAACAGUAUACUUUUUGGAAGCCGUUUCGAUCAAGAAGACCAAAUCUUCCACAAAAUGCACGCAGCAAUAGAUCGGCAAUUCCAACUCGUUGUUCAUCCGAUUAUGUCUCUAUAUAUAACAGCGCCAUACAUGACAAAAAUUCCAGUAAUAAAUAAAAAAUGGAAAGAAUUGAUGGAAUUAAGAGAUGAUAUUUGGCGCUAUAUAUAUAAUGAAAGAUUCGAUCCGAAUAAUAAACCGACAGAUUUUGUAUAUUCAUAUUUAAAGGAAAUGCAUAAAAGGAAAAUUCGGGGAGAUCCAGGAUAUUUUCAUGAAUUACAAUUACGAAUGGUAGUAUUAGAUUUGUUAUUUGCUGGAAUGGAAACUACUGCAACAACAUUAAAAUGGGGCUUUUUAUACGUCAUGUUAAAUCUACGAGUACAAGAUAAAAUACAAGAGGAACUUGAUCAAUUUCCCUCUAAGAUUACAUUGUCGCACAAAAAUUCCUGUCCAUAUACAUGUGCAACAAUUAAUGAAAUUCAAAGGUUGGCAAAUAUUUUGCCAUUCAAUCUCCCACGAACGGUGGCUGAUGAUAUAUCCAUUGACGGAUAUUUUAUACCAAAAAAUACACUUUGUAUCCCACAAAUAUCUGUUGUUUUGAACGAUCCCUCGAACUUUGAUAAUCCAAAAGAAUUUCGACCAGAAAGAUUUUUAUGUGAUGAUGGAAAAACUAUUAAAAAGUUCGAUGAAUUCAUACCAUUUUCAUUAGGAAAGCGUCAAUGUGUUGGUGAAUCGCUGGCCAAAUCUGAAUUAUUUCUUAUAUUUGCAAAUAUUUUGCGUAAUUUCAAUUUAAAGCCAUCACCGUUAUUUCCUCUAUUGUCCACUAAACGAUUAAUUGGUCUAACUGUAUCACCCCCAAAGUAUUUGUGUAAAAUUGAAUUAAGAAAUAAGUACCACCACAUCUGUACUGUAAAUUUCAAUAAAAGCGAAAAUUGA
Messenger RNA from Dracunculus medinensis (Guinea worm), 1527 nucleotides. NCBI's taxonomy places the organism in Eukaryota, Metazoa, Nematoda, Chromadorea, Rhabditida, Dracunculidae. The record is from the annotation of a GenBank genome assembly.